Molecule: messenger RNA, 2273 nt
Organism: Periophthalmus magnuspinnatus
Lineage: Eukaryota; Metazoa; Chordata; Actinopteri; Gobiiformes; Gobiidae
Product: zinc finger protein 891-like
Exons: 2
Coding region: 54-1205 (383 amino acids)
Biological process (GO): regulation of transcription by RNA polymerase II
Cellular component (GO): transcription regulator complex; PcG protein complex
Molecular function (GO): DNA-binding transcription factor activity, RNA polymerase II-specific; RNA polymerase II cis-regulatory region sequence-specific DNA binding
Source: RefSeq, a predicted model, not a curated record
GUGGUGCGGUGGUUAGCAUCGUGCUAAAGCUAAAGCUAAAAACAGUUUGUAAAAUGUCUCCAAAGGCUGAAGUCCUGAGAGCGCAGGUGACAGAGCGGCUGACUGCGGCUGCGCACGAGAUCUGUGCGCUGUUUGAAAGAACAAUAGCGGAGUAUGAGGAGGAACUGAGCCGCUCCAAAGAGGAGAACCAGAGGAAACAGCGGCUCCUGGACUCGGCUCUCAGUCCACAGCUCCGGCUCCACAGGACACAGGGUGUCCAGACCCACUGGUCCAGCCCUGAGCCCAGUGUGAAGGAGGAAACCCCAGAGACUCCACAGAUUAAAGAGGAAGCAGAGGAACAGAGCCUCAAACAGGAACAAGAGGCGCUCCCAGAGUUCACUGCUGUGUGUGUGAAGAGUGAAGAACAGUCCUCACUGCUUCAACAAGGACAAACUGAGCCCAGAGAGGAAGCACAGGGAGAGCUCUGUGGAGGAGCACGAGCACACAUCAGCACAGCACACACACAUGGACAGGUCCACUCACACACUCACCUACAAACUCACAACUCUUCAGACACUGACUGUGAUGAAGAGCCUCCAGCCAGCACUUCAACUGCACACAUGGAGACAGAGGCUGACCACAGAGAACACUACGACCAAGGACAGAGACGAGACACAAGUCCAACUGCUCACGACUCAGGUCUAUUCAGUAAAUACAGGAGUGGAGCCGAGCCCAGAGCCACCGGCCCCGAGGGACCCCUGUCUGGGACUGCGGGAGGGGAGAAGAAAUAUGAGUGCUUUGUUUGUAAGAAGAGAUUUGCAUCAAAACUACAUUUAACAAUUCACAUAAGGGUUCACACAGGGGAGAAACCUUACAGCUGUUCAGUCUGUAUGAAAACAUUUGCCCAAAAGGGGAACCUCACCGCACACAUGAAAACGCACACAGGAGAAAAACCUUACAGCUGUUCCAUUUGUGAGAAAGCCUUUGCCCGGAUGUCAAUGCUCAAUCGACACAUUCAGGUUCACACUGGCGAGAGACCAUACAGCUGUUCAGUCUGCAAGAAAGCCUUUUCCCAGAAGUUUGACAUGGAUGUUCAUAUGAGAUCCCACACCAGCGAAGACCUUUAUAUGGCCCUGGGAGGGGGCGGGGCCGGGUGGAUUGGGGGUGUGUCCUCUGUCCAAACUGAACCAAUCGAAUCUGUGGAAGUACAACCGCCCACAAUGUGACUCUAGGACAGUCUGCUGCAACGUCGAGGAGCCGCGUCCCAAUUCAACGGCUGCGAUGAGGCCUGUCCCAUUUCACGCGCCGACGAAUGCGGCCGACAAAUGUGCCCUGCGUGUCCAUGGAGAUCGGCCGUGAACGAAGCAUUUAUCCGAGCAGACGCUGCGCACUUCUACAUCCCAUCAAGCAGACCGCUACAGAAUAGUUUUAAAUGUAAGUGCAGGUUUACGUCACCUACAGCGUGAAACUCUUAAAACUUGAGUAAAAAGCAGCUGUCACGGUUGCUAGGCGACGUAACGUAAGCGCACAGACAGCGGUUGACAUAUGCUGAGCUCGCUUCGUCGGCCGGACCGUUUGAAGGAGCGGCCGUUGGAUUGGGACACGGGGUUUACUCUGAGUGUGAACAUGAACCACAGACCUUACAGGUGUCCAGUUUUAAGUUUCUUUUAUUACAUAAAUGUGUGGGACGUUUCAGGGCUGCAACGAACAAUUAUUCUGUUAAAUCCGCUCUGUUCAAUCUGUUCAGAUGUUUCUCCUCCAGGUUCUGGUCGUUUCUUCUCUUUGAGCCUCUGAAGUUUUAUUUGGACUGAUUCAUGUUUGAGUUUAAUUUUUAAUCCACUAUUUUUGAGACGCCAUUUUGUUUAACCGUAUAACCUCCACCAUGACAUGCCCACUGUGACACGCCCACUGUGACACGCCCACUGUGACACGCCCACUGUAACGUACACACCUUCUGAAGUUUACAUUUCACCCGUUUCAGCCUUUGUGUGUGUGUGCGUGUGUUGUGUGUGUGUCUGUGUGUUACAUAAUGAAAUGGAAGGACCUGGCUCCUCUGGCUCCUCUGUCUCCUCUGUCUCCUCUGGCUCCUCUGGCUCCUCUGUCUCCUCUGUCUCCUUUGUCUCCUUUGUCUCCUCUGUCUCCUCUGUCUCCUCUGUGUCCUCUGGCUCCUCUGUCUCCUCUGGCUCCUCUGUGUCCUCUGGCUCCUCUGUCUCCUCUGUCUCCUCUGGCUCCUCUGGCUCCUCUGUCUCCUCUGGCUCCUCUGGCUCCUCUGGCUCCUCUGGCUCCUCUGGCUC